AUGUCACCAACACAGCAGCAUGAGCGUCUGCCAGGGACGAGUGAGGAGGAACCUCUAUUGGGAGAUCGAGGAGAUGCCAGUCAAGUCGACGGAAAAUCGCUAUACUACAAUCUCAUCAUGGGCACUGGAGUGAUGGUGCAAGCCGGCGUGUGGGUAAUAGCAGCCAUGAUCUGGGGCUCCGUCUUCUCCGUCGACCUCAUCCUCUUCUCCGCUCAUCCCCUCCUCAACUCAGCCGCCUUCCUCUUCCUCAUCCAAGCCCUCCUAAUCCUCCAACCAACCCACACCGCCCAUCAAAAACAGCAAGGAACAUACAUCCACUCCUCCCUCAACUCCCUCGCCCUCCUCACCGGAAUCGCCGGGCUCAUCGUAAUCGAAUAUAACAAAUUCGYCCACAACGCCCCACACUUCGAUUCCGCACACGGUCGACUAGGUCUCAUUACCUACAUUCUAGUCCUUGUACAGGCCAUCGCAGGAGCUACAUCUUUCUACGCGCCGUCGUUGUAUGGUGGCGUGGAGAAUGCAAAGGCGUUGUACAAGUAUCAUCGUGUGGGAGGAUAUGUGACGACGUUGGUCAUGUUGGCUACGAUUUGUAGUGCGACUUAUACGGACUAUAAUAAGAAUGUGUUGGGUGUGCAGCUUUGGGCUUUGAUUGUGUCGGGGGUGGUGUUGGUUAUUGGUUUGGGAGCGAGAGUCCGGUUGGCUAAGUUUGGGUAUUUGGCCGGAAGGUAG
Messenger RNA from Ramularia collo-cygni, 729 nucleotides. Its product is annotated as related to CYTOCHROME B561. Gene Ontology annotation, molecular function: transmembrane monodehydroascorbate reductase activity. NCBI's taxonomy places the organism in Eukaryota, Fungi, Ascomycota, Dothideomycetes, Mycosphaerellales, Mycosphaerellaceae. The transcript has 3 exons. The record is from RefSeq and is a predicted model, not a curated record. Bases 1 to 729 code for a protein of 242 amino acids.